UUAAUGUGCUUGUGGAGGUGCAUGUCGUUCCAUUGAUUGUGCAGUUUACUACAAAAACAAAAAAGAAAAAAACAACAACAACAACCACCUCAAAGAAACAAGAAAAAAAAUAUAAUAAUAAACGUGAACGAAUUCGAAAAUUUGCGCAAUUUUGUAUUAUUAUCGUAAUGCGCGCUAAUUGACAGACGACACGGAAAUGAACGACGCCGUCGUAUAUAGACAGACGACAACAUUGACAACCACAUCAACCACAUGUUUGGAGAAGCGGCGACAUUGGCCCAAUGGCUAUGUUCGCGAUCAUUGUCAUCGGGCGCGCACCGAGGGCGUUGAUGUGAAGGCUCGACGUAAAUUGAUCAUUGCCAGUGUCCUGUGUCUGGUUUUCAUGAUAGCUGAGAUAGUCGGUGGUGUACUAUCGAACAGCUUGGCCAUUGCAACAGAUGCCGCGCAUUUGCUCACCGAUUUUGCCAGUUUUAUGAUAUCCCUAUUCGCCAUCUGGAUAGCUGGACGACCAUCAACACAACGAAUGUCCUUUGGUUGGUAUCGUGCCGAAGUCAUUGGCGCCAUGGCCUCUGUCUUUAUGAUCUGGGUCAUCACAGGCAUACUCGUCUGGUUGGCCAUUGGACGCCUUAUAAGUGGCGACUACGAGGUGGAUGCCAAGAUCAUGCUGAUCACAUCCGGAUUGGCAAUUCUCGUUAAUGUCAUCAUGGGCGUGCAGCUACAACACGGCCAUUCGCAUGGCCUGGGGGGUGGCGAUGGCGGCGGUCACGGUCACAGUCACGGCGGUGGCAAGAGUUCCAAGAAGCAAAAGAAUAAGGAGAAUGCUUUGCCAACUGCUGCUCAAUUGGCUCAUGCACAAGGCACCACACUAACACCCUGCAGCGCCUCGCCCACCUAUCGUAUUGAGGGCGGCGUGGCUCUCGAUCCGACAGCACCAGAGGAUGCAGAGCUGCCCGCCAGCGGUCUGCCUAGCUUUAGUUAUCAGAACUCGAAGCUAGUGACAUCGACACGAGAUUUGGAUGUGGCUGCUGUUAUGGCCGAAACGGCACCGGGCGCCCACCAUCAUGGCGGCGAUGCUGGACGGGAAGCCGUUAAUAUGAAUGUGCGUGCUGCCUUUAUCCAUGUCAUUGGCGAUAUGAUUCAGAGUGUGGGCGUUUUUAUGGCUGCCGGUGUCAUCUACUUUUGGCCAGAAUGGGCCAUCGUUGAUCCGAUUUGUACAUUUGUCUUCUCCAUCAUUGUGCUCUUCACUACCUUUACCAUAAUGAAGGAUGCCUUGCUGGUUCUCAUGGAGGGCACACCCAACUAUAUGCAUUAUGCCGAAGUACUGGAGAUAUUCAAGGGUAUUCAAGGCGUGGAGCGCGUCCACAAUCUUCGCAUUUGGGCCCUGAGCAUCAAUAAAGUGGCGCUAUCUGCCCAUUUGGCAAUUGCUGCCAAUGCGAAUCCCAAGCAGAUUCUGGACGCAGCCACCACUGCGGUGCAUUUGCGUUACAAUUUCUUUGAGACGACCAUCCAAAUUGAGGAUUAUACAGCGCAAAUGGAGGACUGCAUCCAAUGCAAUGUGCCGGAGAAGUGAAUGAACCUCGGAUGAACCUCAGAAAUACAGAGAUUAGCGCAGAAAUUGACGGAUGAGAAUUGAAGACAGACAGCGAAGAAGGAGCUAAGCAGUUGCUUGUACUGCCUAGCCAUAGGCAUUAUUUACUUUGCAUUUAUACAUGCAGAUUUUCACAUGAUUUAGAUUUAAGACUACAAUGUAAACAACAACUACGAAUGUGUGAAUAAUCUAUCAAAUUGUUAGCUUAUUGUACUAAUAAUUGUAAUAAAAAGUUAACUUAAUGUACUUUUCA
Messenger RNA from Scaptodrosophila lebanonensis, 1841 nucleotides. RefSeq names its product zinc transporter 2 (gene ZnT35C). The coding region runs from base 197 to 1570 and encodes 457 amino acids. The record is from RefSeq and is a predicted model, not a curated record. Gene Ontology annotation, biological process: zinc ion transmembrane transport; response to zinc ion. Gene Ontology annotation, cellular component: plasma membrane. Lineage: Eukaryota; Metazoa; Arthropoda; Insecta; Diptera; Drosophilidae. The transcript has 7 exons. Gene Ontology annotation, molecular function: zinc ion transmembrane transporter activity.